Messenger RNA from Penicillium odoratum, 1524 nucleotides. RefSeq lists its product as uncharacterized. Bases 1 to 1524 code for a protein of 507 amino acids. The transcript is spliced from 5 exons. The record is from RefSeq and is a predicted model, not a curated record. NCBI's taxonomy places the organism in Eukaryota, Fungi, Ascomycota, Eurotiomycetes, Eurotiales, Aspergillaceae.
AUGCCUCCCCGAAGCUCGUUGACCAGCUCUUUCUCGGUCACCGAUGCCAACAAUGAGGUCGUCUGUCCUUUGAAGAAUAAUGAUGGUUCCAAUUGUCGCAAGCGAUGCUUGGGAGAAAAGCGUUAUCGCUCCAUGCAGGAGCACAUCAGACGUGCGCAUCCGAAUCACUACAUCCCGAAGCUCCCGGCUACUGAAGAGAGCUUCCUUUUGAUGGUCAACACUCCACCGGAGCAAAGGGUUCAUCUAUCUCCGCCAGACCCUGCUCCACUGCGACGUCGACAUGAUGUGGCGGAUAGGGACAUUUACGUUGCUGACGCCAGCUCCCCGGCCACGCCGAGAGCUCUCGAUGAACCACAUCCUGCUGCGGCCACUGCUGCUGUUGCUUUGGCACAAUUGCAUCACCAUCGCCUAGCUUCUGACUGGGACACAGACAUGGACGCUCAUUCCGAUACCGAUAUUACUCAGGGUCACAUGCGAUCGUCUAUUGAACUACCGUCGCUUCGCGACCACUUCAAACAAGAAUCCCUGCCUCCGUUUUCGGCGCGCCCGCGGGGCCUUCUUCCGUCCAUCUUGAAUCAUUCGCCGCCCGGUCGCUCAUCUACCUUACCCCCCAUUCAACGCAAAGACAAGCUUUCUCGUCCGCGCAAAUCGUCCAUCACGCAAUCGGCCCGGAAACCCAAGCAUGAUCGCCAAAAGUCGAAGGAGUUUGGUCGCCGUCCCAGUCUGGGCGACCGUAAGGCAUUGUCGGCAGAACCUCAAACGGCGGCCUGGGCGCAAGGCAAGCGCUGGGAAGAUUUAAUAGAAGCGGCAACGUCGGCUACGGAAGCUGAUGAUGAACGGCACUCUGAGGCUGGUCGAUCUCCAACGAUUGCCCCGCUGCUCGCCAAUGUCACAUCAGCACCAUCUGGUCUCAAAAGUCGGUCCUCACUACCGCCGGCUUUCCAGUCUGGACCCCUUCCACCUCUGGGGUCGCACAGGGCCUUCCCACCUCAUUAUGCUGCUUCGCCUCUGCACAAGUCACUUACCCCGCCACCAUUUGAGGGGCCCCGCAGCCGCGACAGUGACAUGGAACCGUUUCCAUCGAUUGAAUCAUCGCUUGACUCCAUGUCCACGGCAUCUGGAAAGAAUUACCCCUCGUCAGCAUCCAACAUGGCUCACUCGGUGAACUCGGAUACCAGUCCCGUACUGAAUCUUAUUCCGCCCAUUUCCCAGCGCCAGCACCACCGCUUUUCGAAUCCCACCCCGGCCUCUUUCCGUAACAAGGAUAUCCAGAUCUACUGUGCACAAUGUAAGCGACCGUGGGCUUUAAAUGAAUGCUUUGCCUGUACAGAGUGCAUCUGUGGCGUUUGUCGCGAAUGUGUCGGCAUGUUCGUCGCCAGUCCGCCUACUUCCUUCCGCAGUCCAGGCAAUGGUCUCAUGAACAAUCUUCCAUCAGGACCGACAAGCUAUCCGAGUGUCCGAGGGUGUCCUCGGUGCCGGACAGUCGGGGGAAGGUGGAGAGCUUUCCAGCUAGAUUUCAAGUGA